AUGAAAUUCCUGCCUAUAUAACGAUAAGCACUUCAAGUCUUAUUUAUCAGUUGUCAAAAAACACGUUACUUUUUUGGAGGCAGAAUUUUUAGUGUCAAAAUGGGUGUCUUAGUUAGAGCAAUUGUUAUCCUUUUUACCUUAAAUUUUACUGCCUUUGGUGAUGUAUUACCCGAGUGCGAUGGUGUUGAGAGUAAAACUUUUAUUGGUGAUACAAAUGAUUGUGAAUCUUACAUCUAUUGCGAUGAUGAAGAAUCUUUUUCUUCUAAAUGUCCAACAAAUGAAAGAUUCAAUUCGGAAUUGGGAAUUUGUGAUGAUGCAGAAAAUGUUGAAUGUCUUGCGGAGGAAGGACCUACAACAACAUUAAAACCAUCUAAAACAACUAAGAAACCUAUAACGAAGCCAACUACUGUUGCAUCGUCAUUACCCACUUCGAAGACAUCAGUUAGUAAACCAGUAACAACUGUCACCAAAAUUCCAUCAUCUUCAACAACAAUUCUCACUGAUUCAACAACAACACACACCAGCGGUGAAAUAGUGUGUCCAAAAACUUCAAAACCUGAAGAAAUCAUCUACUUACCUAGCUCACAAUCUUGCUCAGAAUAUUUUAUGUGCGUUAAUAAUAGACCAAUACCUAUGACAUGUCCUAAAGAAUUGGAGUAUAACAGUUUGACAGGUGCUUGUGAUUAUGCCAGUUUGUCAAAUUGCAAAAUUGUUGGAACUACAACUAUAAGUCCUAGACAACUAUGUACUAGUAAUACAUCUGGUUAUUUUGAAUAUUCUAAGAAUUGUCAUUAUUAUUAUCGCUGCAUGAAUGGUUUAAUGACAAUUCAAGAAUGUCCUGCAGGAUUUGGUUGGGAUGCAGUGAGAAAAACGUGCAGUUCGACGGCUUGUAAAGUGGGGAAUUAAAUAAUAAAUAAAUGUGUAAACAUUGUGGUUUAGUUGCCUCAA
This is a messenger RNA of Episyrphus balteatus (marmalade hoverfly), 948 nucleotides long. Its product is annotated as peritrophin-1-like. Bases 100 to 906 code for a protein of 268 amino acids. Gene Ontology annotation, molecular function: chitin binding. Gene Ontology annotation, cellular component: extracellular region. NCBI's taxonomy places the organism in Eukaryota, Metazoa, Arthropoda, Insecta, Diptera, Syrphidae. The record is from RefSeq and is a predicted model, not a curated record. The transcript is spliced from 2 exons.